AUGGCUGACUUCGAGCGCUGGAAAGCGCAGCGCCUGUCGCGCGCGGACGGGAGCCGCAAGGGCAGCGUGGAUGAGCCCAUCGAGGGCCUGGUGCGGCUCCUCAACGGCCGCGAGGGCUUCUGCACCACCAGCUCGUGCUCGGGGCGCGUGGUCGUCCUGGAGCAGCCUCCGCAGCCCCGCCCCCCUCCGCGCGGCCAGGCUACCACAGGAUUUGAAGUACAGAAGCAAAAUUGUACUUGGCUCAUGGUGACCCAUCAAAUUUGUACAAUAGAAGAUGUGCUUACAGCAUUGCAGAAAGCUAAAGAGGAUGCCGUAUUCAAAUUUGAACCAUUUGUACUUCAUGUGCAGUGUCGAGAACUGCAAGAUGCCCAACUUCUGCACACAGUGGCUAUAGAAGCUGGGUUCAGGAACUCUGGUAUAACUGUUGGCCGAAAAGGAAAGAUCAUAAUGGCUGUGCGGAGCACCCAUUGCUUGGAAGUGCCACUAAGCCAGAAAGGAAAGCUGAUGGUCAGUGAAGAAUAUGUUGAUUUUGUUGUCCGAGUUGCUAAUCAAAAGAUGGAAGAAAACAGGAGAAGAAUUGACAGAUUUUACAGCUCUCUACAGAUUGCAUUGGAAAACAAAGAUCAAUCCAGUAGUUUGCUUUUUGAGGAAAAAGAAAAAAGCAAUGCUAUGGACUCUUACAGAAGAAAAGGCAAAGCUAAAGGAACCGCAAAUAAAGACAGAUGUCUUUCUCCCGGGAAACACCCAGGAUUUGAAAGUGACAAUGAGACACAAAGCAAUAUUAAUGUGUUGCAAGAAGCAUAGUACAAAGUAGGCAUAACUGUAUUGUGUUAGUAUGUUUUAUUUUGUACUGCUCUUUGUAAGAGCUUAGGGUCUUAUUAUGCUUUAGAAAGUAGCAUAUUCUUACUACAUCUGUGGUUAUUAAGUUAUGGCCAAAGGUAUUCUUAAUAAUCUUAUUUUAUUAAGUUACAGACAAAGUCAUGAAGUGCCACAAUUGUAAGUGAACAUAAAAAAUCUCAUGGAUUUUAAAUAAAACACUGGAAGUAGCUUAUUUAGACUCUGAUCUUUAAUACAGAAUAUGCAAUAUUCAAACUGCAUCUAAGAUUUCAUCACAAUAAAGCACUGUGUUGCCCUGUAUUCGCUUAGCUGUCUGAGCACAUUUGUUUAAAGACUGAAUAGUUAUCUGAAAACGUUGAACACACUUCUUCCACUUAAAAUUACUUUCUUUUUUACUUCACCUAGGAGGGAUAAUUGAGACCAUAAGAGCCUUUCUCAAACCAAAGCUUUUGAAUAUUUGGCAGAGGCAGAAAGGCAUGAAACAAAUUCGUAUUUGAGUGAACUACUGAAACACAGUUGUAAGAUGUAUUAACCUUUACCACUGUCCAUAGUCAUUUGAAGUCCUUUUACUUUUUCCUUUAAGAACAAAAUGAACAAAACCCUUCUUUAAAACAGAUGGCUAUGUUACAAAUUAUAGACAAUACAUUUUCUUGUUAGUGGGGUAAUUAGGAUAUUAUAACUUAUAAAGCCCUAAACGGUUCUGGCCCAAUCUACUUGUCCGAACGUAUCUCCUCCUAUGAGCCAGGAAGAUCCCUAAGGUCAUCUGGCGAGGCCCUGCUCUCGGUCCUGCCUGCCUCACAAGCGCGGCUGGUGGGUACGAGGGACAGGGCCUUCUCGGUGGUGGCUCCCUGUCUGUGGAACACCCUCCCCAGAGAAAUACGGCAAGCCCCAACCCUUUUGAGUUUUAGAAAAGCCCUGAAAACAUGGCUAUGUGCCUAGGCUUUUGAAGAUUAAAUGAUAAAGACGACCCGGACUAAUUUACGGCUACAGCACGAGGAUUUUGGAUGAAUGGAUUUUAAUCAUAUGUUUUAUAUUGUUUUAAUUGGAUUUUCAUUGCUGUUUUAAUUAUGUGUAGGCAUCAAAUUGUUGCCAAUUUUGUACACCGCCCUGAGUCCCUUCGGGUGAGAAGGGCGGGAUAUAAAUGUUGGAAAUAAAUAAUUAAAUAAAUAACUUUCUCUCA
Anolis carolinensis (green anole) is the source of this 2017-nucleotide messenger RNA. RefSeq names its product tRNA-yW synthesizing protein 3 homolog (gene tyw3). Bases 1 to 804 code for a protein of 267 amino acids. The transcript is spliced from 6 exons. The record is from RefSeq and is a predicted model, not a curated record. NCBI's taxonomy places the organism in Eukaryota, Metazoa, Chordata, Lepidosauria, Squamata, Anolidae.